ACAACGGGACAAUUUAAUCAGCUCCUUACAAGGAUUGAGUAUUGUACAUAGAACAUCCUGAAAAUGGAAGCUGAAAAAUCGUCAUCGUUGUUGUUAAUCAAAGAGGAAAAGAAUUUGGAGGAGGGUCUUAUUGAAAACACAGGUGAAGGCUCUUCAUUUGCAGACCCCUUCUUAGAAGUCAAGGCAGAACCAGAAUUUUUUGACCAUGGUGAAUUUGAUGUGAACUGUUCAUCCCAAUCUGUUAAGUAUGAGGAGGGCAUCUCUCCAAGCUGUGAAGAUGAAAGUGUAAAGAACUGUAUUGCAAAAGAAAGUAGACAUUUUGGCACGAGAAAUGCAUUUUCAAAAAGAGAGGAAUCCCACAUGAGAACCCAUAGAGAGAAACCGCAUACUUGUUUUAUAUGUCAAAAAAGUUUUUCUCAUUCAGCUAAUCUCAAAAAACACAUGAGAACUCAUACAGGAGAACAACCAUAUAAUUGUUCUAUAUGUCAAAAAAGUUUUUCUCGAUCAAGUGAGCUCAAAACACACAUGAGAACUCAUACAGGAGAACAACCAUAUAAUUGUUCUAUAUGUCAAAAAAGUUUUUCUCGAUCAAGUGAGCUCAAAACACACAUGAGAACUCAUACAGGAGAAAAACCAUAUAAUUGUUCUAUAUGUCAAAGAAGUUUUUCUCGAUCAAGUGAGCUCAAAAGACACAUGAGAACUCAUACAGGAGAAAAACCAUAUAAUUGUUCUAUAUGUCAAAGAAGUUUUUCUCGAUCAAGUGAGCUCAAAACACACAUGAGAACUCAUACAGGAGAAAAACCAUAUAAUUGUUCUAUAUGUCAAAAAAGUUUUUCUCAAUCAACUUAUCUCAAAACACACAUGAGAACUCAUACAGGAGAAAAACCAUAUAAUUGUUUUAUAUGUCAAAGAAGUUAUUCUCAAUCAGGUCAUCUAGAAUACCACAUGAGAACUCAUACAGGAGAAAAACCAUAUAAUUGUUCUAUGUGUCAAAGAAGUUUUUCUCGAUCAAUUGAGCUCAAAACACAUAUGAGAACUCAUACAGGAGAAAAACCAUAUACUUGCUCUAUAUGUCAAAAAAGUUUUUCUCUCUCAACUAAUCUCAAAGACCACAUGAGAACUCAUACAGGAGAAAAACCAUAUAAUUGUUCUAUAUGUCAAAAAAGUUUUUCUCAAUCAACUAAUCUCAAAAGACACAUGAGAACUCAUACAGGAGAAAAACCAUAUAAUUGUUCUAUAUGUCAAAGACGUUUUUCUCAAUCAAGUGUUCUCAAAACACACAUGAGAACUCAUACAGGAGAAAAACCAUAUAAUAGUUCUAUAUGUCAAAGAAGUUUUUAUCAAUCAAGUGUUCUCAAAACACACAUGAGAACUCAUACAGGAGAAAAACCAUAUAAUUGUUUUAUAUGUCGAAGAAGUUUUUCUCAAUCAAGUGAUCUCAAAAAACACAUGAUAACUCAUACAGGAGAGAAACCACAUGCUUGCUCUAUAUGUCAAAAAAGUUUUUCUCUAAGGAAUUAUCUCACAAGACACAUGAGAACUCAUACAGGAGAGAAACCAUAUUCUUGCUCUAUAUGUCAAAGAAGUUUUUCUCACUUAAGUAAUCUCAAAAGUCACAUGAGAACUCAUACAGGAGAACAACCAUAUAAUUGUUCUAUAUGUCAAAGAAGUUUUUCUCAAUCAAAUGUUCUCAAAACACACAUGAGAACUCAUACAGGAGAAAAACCAUAUAAUUGUUCUAUAUGUCAAAGAAGUUUUUCUCUGUUAGGUACUCUCAAAACUCACAUGAGAACUCAUACAAACGUCCUGAAAAUGGAAGCUGAAAAAUCGUCAUCGUUGUUGUUAAUCAAAGAGGAAAAGAAUUUGGAGGAAGGCCUUAUUGAAAACAAAGGUGAAGGCUCUUCAUUUGCAGACCCCUUCUUAGAAGUCAAGGCAGAACCAGAAUUUUUUGACCAUGGUGAAUUUGAUGUGAACUGUUCAUCCCAAUCUGUUAAGUAUGAGGAGGGCAUCUCUUCAAGCUGUGAUGAUGAAAGCGUAAAGAAGAUCUGUAUUGCAGAAGAAAGUAGACAUUUUGGCAAGAGAGAUGCAUUUUCAAAAAGAGAGAAAUCCCACAUGAGAACCCAUAGAGAGAAACCACAUACUUGUUCUAUAUGUCAAAAAAGUUGUUCUCAUUCAAGCGAUCUCAAAAAACACAUGAGAACUCAUACAGGAGAGAAACCACAUGCUUGCUUUAUAUGUCAAAAAAGUUUUUCUCUCUCAACUAAUCUCAAAAAACACAUGAGAACUCAUACAGGAGAGAAACCAUAUACUUGCUCAACAUGUCUAAGAAGUUUUUCUCAAUCAAGUGAUCUCAAAACACACAUGAGAACUCACACAGGAGAGAAACCACAUGCUUGUUCUAUAUGUCAAAAAAGUUUUUCUCAAAGAAAUGAUCUCACAAAGCACAUGAGAACUCACACAGGAGAGAAACCAUGUAUUUGCUCUCUAUGUCAAAGAAGUUUUUCUUUUGAAAGUAGUCUCAGAAAACACAUGAGAAGUCAUAUGGGAGAGAAACCAUAUAGUUGCUCUAUAUGUCAAAGACGUUUUGCUGCAUCAAGUGGUCUUAAAUAUCACAUGAGAAUUCAUAUGGGAGAGAAACCAUAUACUUGCUCAACAUGUCAAAGAAGUUUUUCUCAAUCAAGUCAUUUAAAAACUCACAUGAGAGAUCAUACAGGAGAGAAACCUUAUAGUUGCUCUACAUGUCAAAGACGUUUUCCUUUUGAAAGUGGUCUCAAAAGUCACAUGAGAACUCAUACAGGAGAAAAACCAUAUAAUUGUUCAAUAUGUCAAAGAAGUUUUUCUCAAUUAGGUAAUCUUAAAACUCACAUGAGAACUCAUACAUGAGAACCUUUCACUUUGUAUAUCAAAGAGGUUUUUCUCAUCAAAGUAAUUUCAAAAGAAUUCACACAAGGUAGAAACUGUAUACUUGAUCUCUGUCCAAGGUGUCUGGCCUCAAAUCUUGCAACUCAGUUUUCAACCUGUGCCAUUCAUCCAGUGGACUUGAAAUUUUGCUUGGUUACUCAAUCCCCGUGACAAUACAGUGGAUCCCCAGUAUUUGCUGAUGUGUAUUAGACCCCUGCCUAUGUUGUCAGUUCAAACACAAGAAAAUCCUUCUAAAAAUGCUUGUACCUGAUUAUUUUAAUAUGUUUAUUGCAAAAAGUGCAUUUAGUCUUGAAAUUGAUGUGGAAAUCCAGUAUCUAGUAAAUAUUUCUCGGUCAAAAAUAUGUGAAUAGGCGAAUUUCCCACAAAUAAUGAGUUGAUAUAGUCCAAAGAAAAAUCCACGAAUUCAGGGGCUUGGUUGUUCAACCUCUACUGACCCUACAGUGACCUCUACCAGUAUCUCAGGAUUUGUAUGAAAAAAUAAGUUUUUGAAACACACCAUGAUUUUCUAACAAUCAAUCAUGCCUACAACAAUGAGGGCAUGGGCCCCAAACAUGGAAGGAAAUGCUAAAAAAUAUAUAUAUUUUUUGUUAUUGUAGUCGCUGUCUCGUCUUCAUGUACUGUCCUUUCCAUGGUCUAUCCAGAGCUCCAUGGCAACCAGACUAAUGUCAAAGAAUUCUCUUAACUGGUUUUGUGGCUGGGUAGUGUGCCGUAAUGAUAACCAUUAUAACGUGAUAGAGUAAAAUGGACUCAUUAUCAGCGGGCACUUUCUAUUAUCAUCGGUGAACAAUAAUACCCAGUCUACCUAUGUCAAAACUGCAAGAAGAAGAAGUGGUCAUUCGCAUAUGCAUCGUCAUAUUGUUUACAUACGACCAAUAUCUGACCAAGCCAUCAUUCCAUUUUUGGUUGCUCAAGUAACCAGAGCUCAGAGAAGUCCGUUCUACAGUUAUUGAUUCAGCUAAGUGUAUAAUUUCAAGUUCCAGUUAAGAAUUUUUAGUUUAGACUAUGGAGCUAUAUUUCACCAGCACACGUGGGCACUUCUUGCAUUUUGUAAUCAUUAGCUAUUUGUAGGAGUGAAAAUUGUUUUGGAGAAUUUAUUAUUCUAUUUAGAAAUUUUAUCUAAAGAAAUGUUCCGCAAUUAUUAUUAAAUAAAUAUAGAUAAUCCUUUCAGACAGGGCCAUUUCUAGCUAUGUGGGGGCCCUAGAUAGAUAGGUACUUCAUUUAUCCACGAGGGGUUUGUCAAACUGUGAUGAAGCAAAUCCUAGCCCUUUAGUUGGUUUACUAAGAUACAAGAAACUAUUACACUUCACAUUUAUUUAUUUCACAUCUGUUUCAAAGUGCAAAGAUAAUAAAAAAAACAACACUUAAAAUAAUGCUUAAUUAACAUCACAGUUACACAUAGCAGAGAAACAUCUAAUAUUUCAUAUUCACAGUAACAAUGUAUUAUCUUCAAAAUGUCUGCUUCCUGGCUUUUUUACUCACAAACUCAUGAAUGUUGUCCUUAUAUGACACCUGCUUGCCAACCUCAUGGUUGAUGACUAUUAUAGCAAGACCAGUGAGUCGAUCCUGUCCCAUGGAAGACCUUAGAUAGGUCUUGAUAAGCUUCAGCUUUGAGAAGCUCCUCUCUGCUGAGGCCGCCAUAGCCACAGGCAGAGUGCAGGCGAUUCUCAGGGCAACCCACAGAUUGGGAUACAGUUCCUCCAAAUUUUUUUGUGGAUAAAGGUGAGGAGCUCAAGAGCAGUUAUGUCAUCUGACGGUAAGCUUGGCAAGUUUUUUACUUCCAUUGCCAGUUCCUUUCCAUCAAUAUUACUUUCAUUUCCAGCGCUUAAUGUCAUACAGAGGUUGUCACACUGGUUGCUCAAUGCCUAAUCAUCCAGUUUUUGGAAACUGAGCAGCACUCCAAAUCUGUCUCGCACUUCACCCAGUGUUUCAAACCUAUCAGUUAAGGAUUCAAUGGCUUUGUCAACAACAAAAUUAAAGAAUAUUGCUUUUAGCCUCUUCAUGACAUCUGCAAUGGGCUCAUCUGGGGCUUCAUAAGCAAAGUGCGUUUUUGUGCUUUUUAAACUUUUCUCUUUGACUACAACCUCUGCAUUCAUUUCCUCAUACAUGUCUGAGCUGAAGCAAAGCCAGUUCUUCUCUAGUUAGUCAGAGAUGUUUUUGCUUUAGUGAGGAGGUCAACUGCCACAUCAAGCCCCAUUGUGGGAGACUGCAGGAGUGCUGACAUGGUUCACAUUGUGUAGAAUGUCAUACCAUACGACUGUGCAAAUGAUAAAUCGGUAUGACCUCACCUCUUCUGCCAAAGUUUGGGCUUCAACCUUGGUCAGAGGGUCUGUCACUUCCCUGAUCUUCAGCAAAGCUUCCCUUAUAUUAGAGGCCUGGUACCACACAGCCUCUAUGCUGUUAAUACGGCUCUCCCACCUUGUGUCACUCCAAGUCUUUAGUGGAACAGGGACACGUUCCCUUAGGAUUGCAGAAAUAGCUGAUGGCAUCUGUUGAAGCUGUUCUGCAUCAGAUACCACCAAAUUUAGGGAAUGUGCCCCACGUGGAACUUAAAGUGCACAAGGGUUCUUCUCAAGAAGUCUGGCUGGAACCCCUUUGUUCCUCCCUUUCAUGUUGGCACCAUUAUCAUAUGAUUGUCCUUUGCAGUCAUCAAAGGGAAUAUUCAGCUUCAUUAGUUUCUUCAAAAUCAAUGAUGACAAAUCAAGACCUGUUUUUUUAGAAGCUACGAUAAAUCCCAUAAAAUGUUCCUUGAUUUCUGGUGCUUUCUCGAUUUUAACAGUCCUUAUGAUAAUUGACAUCUGUUCUUGGUGGCUUACAUCAGGAGUACAGUCCAAAAUGAUUGAAUAAUAUUUGGACUGUUUAAUCUCAGUCACUACUGUGUCCAUUAUUUUCCCACUGAUUGUAGCAAUAAGUUUAUUUUGGAUGAUAUUUCCAAGAUAGCUGAAAUGACUGAAAUGUCCACUCUCAACACACUCAAUGUGCUGCUACAUGACAGGAUCAAAUUCAGCAAGCAAAGGGAAACUUCAACUUUUCAUCGGGGGCCCCUAGGUGGCUUGGGGAAUUUAAAUUUUCCAAGCUACCCAGGGGGCCCCUGGUGGCUUGGGGUCCCUAGGCAAUCGCCUAGUCCACUUAUAGCUAGAAACGGCCCUGCUUUCAGUUUCAGAUAACAAUAUCGGCAAUAGGCUACAAGGCAAUAGCCUACAGUCUACAUCAAU
Macrobrachium nipponense is the source of this 6134-nucleotide messenger RNA. Its product is annotated as zinc finger protein 271-like. Lineage: Eukaryota; Metazoa; Arthropoda; Malacostraca; Decapoda; Palaemonidae. Gene Ontology annotation, biological process: regulation of transcription by RNA polymerase II. Gene Ontology annotation, molecular function: RNA polymerase II cis-regulatory region sequence-specific DNA binding; DNA-binding transcription factor activity, RNA polymerase II-specific. The record is from RefSeq and is a predicted model, not a curated record. The transcript is spliced from 2 exons. Bases 64 to 2883 code for a protein of 939 amino acids.